Messenger RNA from Pseudonaja textilis, 357 nucleotides. RefSeq names its product family with sequence similarity 216 member B (gene FAM216B). The record is from RefSeq and is a predicted model, not a curated record. NCBI's taxonomy places the organism in Eukaryota, Metazoa, Chordata, Lepidosauria, Squamata, Elapidae.
AUGGGAGAACGUCAAAAACGAAAUCCUAGCCAACAUCACUACCCGAAAUUGCACCGCGUACAUGUUCCUUCAAGUGAAUGGGACUCGAUGAAGGGUUUGAAUGCAGGACAAAAAGGCUAUUUUUACAGCAUCGUGAGCAUCUACGACAGCCGGGGGCAGCGAGAAACCUUGUGCCACCGAUACAUGUCCAGCCUUCAGCGCCAAAACGUGCUGGGGCUCAUCACAAAGCAGCAAGUGAGAUAUUACGCUUCCUUCGUCAAAGAUUCGCAAUCCAGCCGAAGGUCGAAGCGAGGAAGGACUCCUCCCUCGAAGGCAGAGGGCAGAAGAGCACAGCUGCACUCCCGGAAUCAAAUAUGA